GCAUGUCACCAGAGGCAUUUAAGUAGUGUCUUGCGUUGCAGUGAGUGGCAGUGUGCUCCACAAUGUGAAACCGCGUCAGUUCCCAGAAUAGAAAUCCCAUUUCAGUGCCAGACUUGAACGAAACUCUCUCUGAGGUCUCUACGGCGCAGAAACCGUGCGUGAGGUUUAUCGAGACAAAAGGGAUUCUUAUUGUUUUGUGACUGUGUGACUACCGGUACCCGAAACUUUAAUUAGUCGGUAUCCGCCUUCUCCGUCGUUCUCCUUCACACGUUUUCACCUGUUGGUGCCAACAAGCCGCUCACACUCAACUGUCAGUUUUCUUUUUGCUGGGAAGGGACUGAGUCAGACCAGGUGAAGAUAAAACACCAGGAAAAAGUGACCGACACCUUCAAGCAGACAACAAGUGACGAGGUCAAAGUAACGCUGACGGUUUCUGAAAGUGAAACGGCUACAAAAAAAAAAAGAAAAAAAAAAAGUUUGCUGAAGUGACGCUUCGCUUUUUUUUUCCGUCCGUGCUUUCCCCUCUGACUUUGAACGGCUUCGUCACUGUGCUGUGAAUCAGAGGACCCGCAUGUCUUGUUGAAGCAGGACCACGUUUAUCAGACUAUAGCGAUGCCUCAACACAACAUGGAAAACUCCAGGAGCCAGUGGCAGCAGGGUCUGUGGCCUCCGGGGAUCAGCAGAGCUGCUGAAGGUCAGAGUCCCGCCUCCUCAGGGGCUGAGUCAGAUACAGAAAGUAGCAGCACAGAGAGUGAAAAGACCUGUAUUAACAAACUGGAGGUGGGCUCUCUGAGGGUCCUGCCUUCACCUUCCAUGCUCCAACAGCGAAUCACAGAGAUUGACCAGCAGAAGGAAGAACUUAAGAUCGAGCUGCAGCUGGAGAUUGCACUGCUACAAGGAGAGCUGCAGACAGAGAAGGACAAGCUGCACAGACACACACGGAAGCUGCAGGCUCUACAGCAGGAGGCCAGACAAAGAGAGAAACACAAACACACAGACAGACAAAAGGAGCGAGAGAGUCUGGAAGGUGAGAGACGCAGGGUGGAGGAACUGAAGAGGAGGUGCAAGGAGAAAGAGAAGCUGAUCCCCAGUCAGCCAGAAAGUCAGAAAAAACAGCUAACACUGCAGCUGCAGCAGGAGAAAGAGGUGAUGGAGGCAGCUGUUCGGGCCUUUGAGGACUGGGAGUUUAGUUUUCUGGAGCGAGAGACUGGCAUCGAUGAAGAGGAUGAAAGCACGGCGGGUGAAUGUAAGGAGAGAAGGAGUGAAGGAGAGCUGGAGAAGGAAAUCUCAUGCCAGCAGCUUGUGGUCGACACUGCGCAGGAGCAAGUCCACCGGUUAGAGAGACAACUGAGGGAGAUGGAGAAGGAGAAGGAGAGAGGGAUGAAUGCCCUGAGGAAAGAGAAGAGGGAGCUCAUACACAGUCAAAUGGUUUGCAAAGAGAAGAAGUCGCUCACUGAUUGGUCAGACAUCACCGGCUCAGCUCCCUGCAUGAUGUCACUUUCUCCUCUGACUGUUCACAAGCCUCCUCAGGAUCCAAGCAAAGAAGGUGCCAAUCUGCCCAGACGACGGAGCUCGCAUCGCAACAACAGACUGAACGACAGGCCAAUGUCAGCACAGGGGUUGGUGAGGAUGCAUCCUGACAGCCAGACCCCAGAGACUUUCACAUCCCCCGUCCUCUCCCAUAGACUGAGCAAUGGGCACAGCAGUGGGCACAGCAACGGGCACAGCCCUGGGCACAACAGUGGGCACAGACCUGGACCUAGCAAUGGUGGUGGGCUCCUCACUCCAUAUAACAGUGCAACAAGUUCUCGUGCGGCCAGUCCGUGCCUUUUGGAUCUCAUGGAGAUUGAGAAGAAACUGAGGGAAGCCAAGGCAGAGAGAGAGAGGCUGCUCAGAGAGCGGGAAGAGCGGCAGCGGUUGCUGUUGGAGGAGAGAAGACAAAAGGAGCUAACCUCUUCCAGAGCAGAACCACCAGAAUCAGAGACCCCACAAAGACCAGAGCCAAAGCCAGAAGAGCAACAAAGGGUCAUCUCCUCCCCAAACUCCUCUGAGCGGCGUAGCCUGCCCCUCUUCCUCUCUCCAAACUUUGACCUGAGGGCCCACGUGGAGUCUCUGGGUCACGGGGUUACCGGCUGUACGGAUCUGCGGCUGACGCCUCGACGCUGUGCGGGCUUCCUCACCAAACAAGGGGGGAGGGUCAAAACCUGGAAGAGGAGGUGGUUCCUGUUUGACAUGGACCACAGACGACUGGCCUACUAUACAAACUGUGAUGAAAGGAAGCUGAAGGGAGUCAUCUAUUUCCAAGCUAUAGAGGAAGUUUACUAUGACCAUCUACGAACAGCCACCUCUUCUCCUCGGCCCAGUCUGACCUUCUGUGUGAAGACGUAUGACCGUCUUUUCUUUCUGGUGGCGUCCAGUGCAGUGUCCAUGCGGAUGUGGAUGGAUGUUAUUGUCACGGCAACAGACGAACACAGUCGUUAUUGA
Archocentrus centrarchus (flier cichlid) is the source of this 2484-nucleotide messenger RNA. RefSeq names its product pleckstrin homology-like domain family B member 3. The transcript has 15 exons. NCBI's taxonomy places the organism in Eukaryota, Metazoa, Chordata, Actinopteri, Cichliformes, Cichlidae. The record is from RefSeq and is a predicted model, not a curated record. The coding region runs from base 613 to 2484 and encodes 623 amino acids.